This is a messenger RNA of Drosophila biarmipes, 1903 nucleotides long. RefSeq lists its product as uncharacterized. NCBI's taxonomy places the organism in Eukaryota, Metazoa, Arthropoda, Insecta, Diptera, Drosophilidae. The record is from RefSeq and is a predicted model, not a curated record.
AUGUCAUGGUCGAGCGGCCUGGACAAGGCGGGCAAGUGCGUCCUGCUCCCGCAGCUCCGCCCCUGGCAGCGGUUCGAGUGGCGCUCCUCCAUGCAGUCGCAGAUCUACAGGGAUUGGGGCGUCUACUACACCCGUCGUCUCCUGAAUCGCGAGGCUCUGGAGAGCUUCGGCAGGGCGGUCGCGGUCUGCAAGGAGGAGACGUCCCGCCCCAGCCUGGUGCCACCCACAGGCGCCGCCGAGCCUGUGGGCGCUGGCAGCCUUCCGGACGGGGGUGCGGCGGAGACGGGCCUCCGGCGCGGGGACUACAAAUCCCUCCUUCUGCGGGGCCGCUGUCAGCGAUCGAUGGCCCGGCCGGAUCUCGCCCUUCUCGAUGUCCUGCGGGCCCAGAGGGCCUUGGAGCUGACCGGGUCGAGCGCUUCGGGCUCUGCCCAGCUGGUUGCCGAGAAGUGCGACAACCUCUUCGAGGCCAACGAGUUUGAGAGCGCUCUAACCACGCUGCUCACCGAGGGACGACCCUUCGGCGGACGGUUCGCCCAAGGAAGACUGCGUCUUAUCAAGGAAAAGAGCCUCGACGUUUUCGAAGACACCCUGGGCGAGUCCCUGCGACCCUUCAUGCACCAGCACAGUGGCGUCCUCGAGGAGGUCAGCCGCCGGCAGAAGAAGCUGUCCGCCCGCGAGUCCAGCCCCCCUUGGAAGGCGCUGCGGGACGGGCGGGAGUGCGACGUGCAGAGCGUCCUUGUCGAGGAGCUGGUACACGGGACGCCCCUGGAGAAGGCUCGCCAGUGGGCGAGCGAGAGCCUGUACAACCACAACUACAUGGGCCGCAGCGCCGUCGACAUUGCCCUCUUGCGUCGACUGCGCGGCGACCGCAGCUUGCUCGAUCCCCUUAGGGUCUGGACCACGCCGUCCAUGCGCCAGCUGAGCGAGGGGCAGUACGCUAUCAUCCGGCGGUUCUUGGUGAGUUUCCCGUCUAAGCUUUCCCAAAAUGGUAUAUUUUAUAAAUCAUUCCAUCCCCCAUUUCAUCCUACCAAAUCAGAAAAUGCUGCACGCCCGGAGGGGGAUGUGGACAGGCUGUCGGACUACGUGGAGCGCAUAAUGUCGGGCUUCAUAGGGCUGAAGACGCUGCGCACGCUGCCCUGGAAGUGGGAGCUGCUCAACGACGUCUACAACACCGUGGCCAUGGCCCACUGCGAUCGCUGCGCCGUCCCCGCCAACGUGGACUUCCUGGAGCCCGAGAGUCGAACCGUUCUGUACCUCCUGCGGUCGGAGAAGCUGCGCGACAUGAGUGUGAGGCUGGGUGGGCCCAACAUCUACCUGGAGAUCCAGCGGGAGGAGGAGCGGCACAGUCGAAUCAGCCAGAAGCUGGAGCUUUUGCAGAGUCGGCUGCGGCACUCCCCCUACCCCAUCGAGCGAUCCUACCUGCUGUUCGAGAUGGCGCGCUGCCACUUCAAGGAGUCGCGCUUCGAGAAGUGUCUGGUGGUGGUGCGCAAGGCCUUCAACGAGGCGCGCCGGUGCAACUGCCUGAUCUGGCGGUUCAACUGCGUCUUCCUCGGCUGCCAGGUGCACGCCGUGCUCAACCGCUUCGAGCGGCUGAAGGAGACUCUGGCCAAGGCCAGUCAGCUGGCCAGCGACCUGAGGGUCCCCAGGCUGGUGGCCUACAUAGGCACCUGCAUUAGCGUCAACAACUUCGAGCUGGCCAAGCGGAAGAUGCGGCAGCCGGCUCGAAAACGCAGUCCGGUUAGCACCACCUCGGCCAGCUCCCAGGCCUCUAAUAGCAGCAAUCUCUAGUAAUUUCGGACGCCGAGCCACUAGCUCUUGGCUUGCAUUUCACUUUCCUCUCGGGAAUGCGAGCCCAGAGCUUCUAGUUCGGCGUAACUCAGUUUUGAACUCAUAAACCACAAAG